AUGGUGGAGGAUGUGCCAUGGCAGGCAUCAAUUCGGUAUGACGACAAGCACAUUUGCAGCGGUGCUAUCCUCAGCACCAAGUACAUAGUCACGAACUCGGAUUGCGCGUCAAUGAUUCCACUGUCUAACCUAAAGGUCUUCGUAGGCAUUUCCAGUCGGGUCAUGGAGUCCGGAACUGUAGCGGGGCCCGAUCUGCUGGCUAUAGCCACAUCUGCUGGCUUUACCGCCCUCCGAUGGCCAACAUUCCAAUUUCGUUCCGAUAAAUCGGCGCAUAUGCGAAAACAAAAUGUCAAGCUGUACGACGUAAAGGCAUGCAUCGCUGAACAUUAUAAUUGGAUUGUUAAAGGGUCUGGCAUCACGGAUCAGAACAUUUGCGCCGCCAAGCAGGACAAGGUCUGCUCCUUCGACAAGGGUUUUUCGCUGGUCAUCGAUGGCAAGUUAGCGGGCGUAUUGGCCCUGGACGAAUGUACUAAAAAGACCGAUGUCUUUGUCAGAUUGUUCCAUCACACCAACUGGAUAAAAGAUAAUACUAAGGACAAUUAA
Messenger RNA from Drosophila gunungcola (fruit fly), 543 nucleotides. Its product is annotated as hypodermin-B-like. Lineage: Eukaryota; Metazoa; Arthropoda; Insecta; Diptera; Drosophilidae. The transcript has 2 exons. The coding region runs from base 1 to 543 and encodes 180 amino acids. The record is from RefSeq and is a predicted model, not a curated record. Gene Ontology annotation, biological process: proteolysis. Gene Ontology annotation, molecular function: serine-type endopeptidase activity.